GUGGGAAUGUGAGGCCACCAAACAGCAACCGUUCUGGCAGAGACUGAGGAAUGUGGGGGCGGGGAGGAGGCCUGACCUGGCCUGGAGGCUGAAGCCAGUAGCAAGCAGUUGCAGAGCCAGCAGACCUGGGCUCUUCCAGAGUCUAUGAGAAAGAUCUGAAUUAGAGAAGACUGGGCCAAGACUCGAGGAACAGGACUAAAAAGGCAGGAGUAGGAGAGAACAGGUGCCUACCUCCUUCCCUGCAGAAGUCCAGCCAUGUCUCAGCUCCAAGGACACAAGAAGGGAUGUGGGGCUCCAGGGCCUCUGGUGCGCAGCAUCCGGCCCUUCAAGUCCCGCGAACAGUACCUGGAAGCCAUGAAGGAAGACCUAGCUGAGUGGCUUCGGGAGCUCUACGGGCUAGACAUCGAUGCAGCCAACUUCCUGCAGGUGCUGGAAACCGGCCUGGUGCUGUGCCAACAUGCCAACAUGGUCACCGAGGCUGCUCUGGCCUUCUUGGCAGAGGCACCUGCCCAAGCCCAGAGGAUUCCCAUGCCUCAGUCAGGGGUUUCCUGUAAUAGGGCUGCCCAGCCAGGCACCUUCCAGGCCAGGGACAAUGUCUCCAACUUCAUCCGGUGGUGUCGAAAGGAGAUGGGUAUCCAAGAGGUGCUGAUGUUCGAGACAGAGGACCUGGUGCUGCGCAAGAACGUGAAGAACGUGGUGCUGUGCUUGCUGGAGCUGGGUCGCCGUGCCUGGCGCUUCGGCGUGGCGGCGCCCACCCUGGUGCUGCUGGAGGAGGAGAUCGAUGAGGAGUUACGCCAGGACCUGGCACUGCCUCCGCCAGACCCCCCGCGGCCCGCACGCCCCCUUCGCCGGCCCUGCCACUUCCGGAACCUGGACCAGAUGGUGCAGAACCUGGUGAGCCACUGCACAUGCCCAGUGCAGUUCUCCAUGGUCAAGGUGUCUGAAGGGAAGUACCGAGUGGGGGACUCCAACACCCUCAUCUUCAUCAGGAUCCUCCGGAGCCAUGUGAUGGUGCGUGUGGGAGGUGGCUGGGACACGCUUGGCCACUAUCUGGACAAACAUGACCCCUGCCGGUGCACAUCACUCUCGCACAAACCAGUCAGCUUCCUGAAGCCGCCAGCCCCACCAGUGCAGCACGAGGUGAGCAUGCAGGGUGGACCCUCCCUGCCCCAGCCUACAAUGACCAUCAGCCGCUCACAGAGCCCGCUUCCCCCCGUGGACUGGAAGACAUACACUGCUGCAGGCCGAAAGCUGAGACCACCCUCGUCCUCCUCCUCCCCCAGACCCUGCAGCAAGCAGAGAGCAGGGGCUCCGGUCCUCAGACAGAUGGCUCCAUUCGGAAGGUCCCAGGAAAGGCUGCUCACUUCGUCUGAGAGGCAGCUGCCAGCUGAUGACAGCCCACCCAGUCCACAAUUCUCACCCACUCAUAGGGACCAAGACCUAAAGUGCACCCCAUCAGGGAAGAGAGAUAUCAGACACUCCGGGGGACUCGCUAGCAGAAAGACUUCCACAUCUUGGGCUCACAAGGAGAUGGCUAGCCGAGGAACCUAUGCUGGGGCCUCCAACCCACAGGGACCCCAAGAUCCUCAAGCCACCACCAAAGGGGCAUCAAUAAGAGGACCAUCUCCCCUGCCUCAUUCCUCUGCUAAACUCCUCAUGCUGCCACCCCGGGGGGAGGCUGAGGGUGCAUCCCUCCAGCUCAGGGAGCCAGCAUCUGUCCAUUCUCCAUCCCCUGUCAAAGGGCUCACUAAGGUCCCCAUCAGGGUGCCACCUGCUUGCCCUCCCAGCCCAGGAAGCUUUCCAGGUACUCUAAGUAGAGGACACACAGCAGAGCGGAACAGAGGUCCCAGCCCAUUAAGGGAUGUCAUAGGAGACUUGGAUGGGUCCAAACAUGACAACUCUGUGGAAGGGAGGAGGCAGGGGGACCAGUGGGCAGACACUCAGGUCAUUGUAGAGGCUGGAAAGCCCUGGGACCUGGGCCCACAGGAGCUGAAGAGGAGGUGUACUCCCCUGGCCCUGCACAGGGCCAAGGAACAAACCACCUACCACAGCCUUGAGGAGGAGAUUGUGACCAACAUGAAGAGGUUAGAGAUGCAGGGUGCCCAUCCCCAAGGCACAGAGCCUCCAGCUGUCCCUCGAAGUGGAGUCUAUGUCCCCAGCCUGGGUGGGCAGUGGCCUGAGCCUGGGGGUCUUUAUGACCAAGUCAUCCAGGAACUGGCUCAGGGUCCCCCAUCCCUCCUUAAAGUGGACCUGGGAGCCUGGAAUGUGUCCCCUGCAGGCUCCUGUAAGCCAGCUGUUUCUGCAGGUCCACGAAACAUAAGCAAAAAACUAGGAGCCAGAGAGACUGGGCCAUUGACAAAGGCAAGACCAGGUGCCAAAGGCACAAAGAUGGGGAAGGUCUCACUUUCAGGAGGGCAGGACCGCUCAGCCCCUAAGGUGUCUACUAGCCCUGAGGUCUCCACACCUUUGCUUUCGGACCUCAGCUCUGACAAGGCCAAGGGAUGUCUGGGCAAAGGCAAGAGAACACUCCGGAAGCCCAAGAGGGUCCCAUCCAUCUACAAGCUGAAGCUGAGGCCCAGGAUCCGGCCACGGAGAGACCACAGACCUGAGAAGAAUCCUUCACGAAUCCCCAAGCCACUGGCCUACCUCUGCCUGAGUCUCCCUAGGGCACCACUCAAGGAGAGGCCAUUAAGAUCUGCCCUGGGCAAGAAGAGAAGAGAAGUAUCCCAGAUGGACAGAGUUUCAGCCAGUGAGAUGGAAGAAGGAAAAAAAGAGCCACCAGCUCCACGGAAGAAAAGCCCCCAGCCUUUGGGGGGCCGAGGCCCUCAGCAAGUUGAUCAAGCUCAGCCCCCCUCAGAGGAAUCCUGGGUCUGACGAGCCUGCAGGUAGAGAAAGAGUAGAGAAAAAUGGAUGCCCAUGUAUGCAAGGGCAGUACAAAGCUUCUGUCAUCUCAAUAGAUGAUGUUGGCCAGGAAGGUGUCCGUCAAGUAUAGACUCUGUUCUAUUGAACAAAAGGACAAUCAAUCACUUCCAUUCCAAUUCCAGAAUUAGCCAAAGGGUGGGGGGUGGCCUUGUAUCCUAAUGUAUUUCCAAGGUAAAGUUCCCCCAACUCCUUGCCUCUCACCAGGGCCACCUGCUCCCAAAACACCAAGUCAUCAAACACAUGUGAGUCUGUGCUAGAGGCCCCAGCAUCUGUCCUCCCCAACUCUAUGACUGUGGAGGUGUAGGAAAGUUUAGCCUCAAGGAUUAUCUCAGUGGAGGGAGUUGGGUGCGAGGGAAGGCUUCUCUCUGGAGACUCUGCCAACCUUGCCAAACAAGCUUCUUUCCUGGAAGUGGCUGGAAGCUCACGACCAUGGACAGAGACUCGAGCUUUAGGCUGCUGGGCUUGGGACCCAACCCAUUCAGGGGCAAGAGGGCUGGCUACUUCUAACGUAUCAGUGUCCCAGAAGUUACGCCUAAGAGGCCACAAGGCAUCAAUCCUGUGCAGGGAGAAAAUGCAGGAGAAAUGGGGAUUGGGUCUUGUUAUAAAAAGUUUGCAGCAAAAACAGCAAGUGAAAAAUGUUUCCUCCUGGUUUGGAAUUUGGUGGAAAUGGGAUCUGUCCCCAAACUCUCCUUUGAUCUCCUCAUUGACCUGAGCCUUGGGACUGGCAACCACUUCAUUGUCACCCUCCCACCACCCAGAGCUCAGCAGGCAGGCACUGUAGGGACACAUCCCCUGCUUCCAUUUGAAACAGAGUCAACACCUUGGUACAGAAACAAGGGAAACACUCCCUGAUGUUUAAUCUGACUUCCAACAACAGCCUAAUGGGCAUCGCGCACUUCCAGACCCUGUGGUGGGAAACCCUGGUGGGUGGUGGGAAGGACAGAGACUCCGAAUGGGUGUGGAGGGGCCUGAAACCCAAGACCUGGGAUGAAGUGCAGGGCUGUGGGGGGGAGGUUAAUGGGGGGUACACUCCAAUGGUUCCCACUGGGGGCAGCCAGAAGUCUGGGUCCCCCACCCUCACCUCAGGUGCCUCAAAGUUGGGAGGACACAGGAAAUGCUGCCACCUGUGGACCCCACCCCACUGGUGAACCAGGGGGUAAGGGUGCAAAGACAAGAGUGGGCAGCCCUCUUCCUUACCCUCCUGGCCACUCCAAAGUGUGUGUGUGGGGAGGGGAGCCACUUCCUCUGUUUCAGAGGGAGGCUCAGAGAGGGCAAGUCAUUUGCCCAAGUCAUGGAGCACAGCAGGGACUGAAGCCCAAUAUAAUGCUCUGCCCAAAGUCAGGGCAGCUGCUGUAGGGCUGUGCUGCCCCCAGUGAGAGGAGUGGAGAGCAGUGGGGGAAGCAGAAGAAUCAUCAAUCCUCCACACUGGAUCUCAAUGACACAUUCCCCACCUAUGACCUUCCCCCAGCCUCCUCUGCACCGACAUUCUGG
Octodon degus (degu) is the source of this 4413-nucleotide messenger RNA. It is a transcript of the gene Gas2l2, whose product is annotated as growth arrest specific 2 like 2. Gene Ontology annotation, molecular function: actin filament binding; cytoskeletal adaptor activity; microtubule binding. Gene Ontology annotation, biological process: microtubule bundle formation; actin crosslink formation; protein localization to microtubule plus-end. The record is from RefSeq and is a predicted model, not a curated record. The transcript has 6 exons. NCBI's taxonomy places the organism in Eukaryota, Metazoa, Chordata, Mammalia, Rodentia, Octodontidae. The coding region runs from base 256 to 2874 and encodes 872 amino acids. Gene Ontology annotation, cellular component: microtubule plus-end; stress fiber; actin filament.